CCCCGGAUGGUCCGUGCCCAGUGUGAUUUUUCGCUUCUGUUUCGGCGUCUUCUGAUUGGACAACAAGGCUGGGUAGGAAUCCACUCACCUUCGAUACCGCGCUUGUCCCUUUUUGGACCAGCAGCAGACAGGUGCCCCGCCACAGCAUUCUCACCCUUCACCUCAUGUAACUAGCUAUAACAUGAAGGCGUGAGUGAGCAUCGUGUAUGAUGUUCUUCGGUACGAGCUUCAAUAUCAUAGCCGUUGAGACCUGCCAACAUCGAUCGUUGUUGUAUGCCAUGUUAUGGAGAAGUCUUUUUUCGCUGAGAGAAAUCCUUGUCCGGGUACGAGGUAUCAUUUCCUAUUUCCAACAUGUUUGCUAAAUGAUUAUGAACCUCAUGUUGACGACAACUCAUGUAAGUCGCCAGACCUCCAUGCUGUCUACUUGAUGUGUUCAUUCUUGUCAUUCUUGUUUGAUGAUCCCAAAAAGGACGCCCUUCACUCGAUAGAAAGACGACAUUUCUCCUUUCUCUUUCUCCGGCCUAUUCUUGGCUUCUUCUCUAUCAUGAAUUAAUUAUAUUACAUUGGAUUAAGUUAUGUCGCACUCAUACAACAUUGUAGAUCCUCUAUCGUCUGAGUAGAAAAUCCAUCACCCGCUCCCU
Messenger RNA from Colletotrichum destructivum, 641 nucleotides. RefSeq lists its product as uncharacterized. The record is from RefSeq and is a predicted model, not a curated record. The transcript is spliced from 2 exons. Lineage: Eukaryota; Fungi; Ascomycota; Sordariomycetes; Glomerellales; Glomerellaceae. The coding region runs from base 284 to 553 and encodes 89 amino acids.